AUGCCAGGAGCAUCAUCUAAUGAACAAAACAGUAACAAAAGAAAGAAUGAAUAUUUAAGUGAUGAAAGCUUCGAAACUGUAUUUGAUGAUAAAAAUGAUUCAACAUCCCUUUGUUCAUCUGAUUAUUACGAUGAUUUGGACAUUUCAUCAAUAAAACAUCCGUUAAUUUCGCCAAAAUGUGACGUUUCUUAUUCCUCGUCGUCAGAAGAAACAUUUUUUGCAUCCACAUCAACAACUGAUGCAUUUGCAUGCAUUCCUGACAAAACAAUUGAAUUAAUCUUCCAACAUUUCUCGACACAAGACGUGAAAACAGCAUCAUGUGUAUCAAUAUUUUGGUAUCAUAAAAUCGGUAAAUCGAUGAUUUGUAUGAAAAAGUUGAAGUUAAAGCUUGAUUUAGAAAAUUCAAUGCUUAUACUUAUGAAAAGUUCCAGAAAUUAUGCAAACAUUCAAAUUGACGCAAGUUGCAAUCCAACAAAUUGCAAUCUUUUUAAUUCGAUCGUAAGAAAAUUUGCAUCAUCAUUAACAAACCUUGAGGUCACAAAAGUUGGAGGCUUCAAUACAAUAUUGAACGAAAUCCUUUUACUGACUCGUCUUGAAUGCUUAAAAUUGAAUAUCAUUUGUGGACGUAUAACUGGAGAAUUUCUAAGCGGUGUUUGUACAUUAAAAAUACUCUCGGUCAAUGGACUUGACCCAUCAGGAUUGAAAAUGUGUUUGGAACAAAAUCCCGAAUUUGAAGAUCUUACAUUGUAUGAAAACUCGUUUAUCUCAUAUUUUAGUCAAGACUUUACGAAUGCAAUUCCGUUUAAUCUCAAGAAACUUUCGGUUUUGGAUCAUUUCAAUACAAAGUAUUGUCUUGCUGGAGAAUUUCCUGCAGAACGAUGGAAUUCAGUGUCACGUUACUAUUUUUACAAAUUUUUGACGUUUCAAGCUACAACUUUACAUUCACUUCAUUUGGACAAUUGUCAUGUUGAUGACUUAAACAAAAUAUUGAAAUUGUUAACUUUGAAAACUUUAGAAAUUAAUUGGAUGGUUGGAGAUCUACAAAAAGUGUCUUUGGAAAAAAACUUUACAGUCAUUAACUUCAUUGCUAGUAGUAGAAUUUCUACUUUUCUCCUCGAAUCAAUCGUUGAAAACUUAAAAAAUAUGAAAACAAUGUUCAUAAAUCGCAUCAGUACUCACCAAUUUCUUUACAUUCUUAGAAAGUCUUAUCAACUUAAAAGCUUUCAUUACUUUUGGGCUUACAAAAUCAGAAAACCUCGGGGAAAUUUUAUUAAUUUAUCAACAAUUUUCCGUCAUGAAUUGUUCAGAGCUUGUAAAUUUAAUGAACUAAUUAAUUUCGAAGUUUCAAUUAACAUCACGACUAAAGAAGAAUUCUUAAAGUUAAUUGAGUGA
This is a messenger RNA of Clunio marinus, 1392 nucleotides long. The record is from the annotation of a GenBank genome assembly. Lineage: Eukaryota; Metazoa; Arthropoda; Insecta; Diptera; Chironomidae.